This is a messenger RNA of Coffea eugenioides, 1088 nucleotides long. Its product is annotated as protein TPR2-like. The transcript is spliced from 6 exons. NCBI's taxonomy places the organism in Eukaryota, Viridiplantae, Streptophyta, Magnoliopsida, Gentianales, Rubiaceae. Gene Ontology annotation, biological process: regulation of DNA-templated transcription. The record is from RefSeq and is a predicted model, not a curated record. Bases 234 to 971 code for a protein of 245 amino acids.
AAACAUUUCGUGUAACCCUUGAGAUGUUCUUCUGAAGCCAAAAUCUAUCAUGAUUGUUCUCUUGUGGGACGAGCAAAGAAGGUGAAUCCCACCUUGUUGAAUGGAAUGAGAGAGAAGGAGCCGUCAAGAAGACAUACUCUGGUUUUAGGAAACGGUCACUGGGUGUGGUGCAAUUUGAUAGAAGGAAUCGUUUCUUAGCUGCUGAUGAUGAGUUUCAGAUUAAGUUUUGGGACAUGGAUAAUAACCACGCGAUAACUUUCACCGAUGCUGAUGGGGGAUUGCCUGGAAGUCCUAGCCCGAGAUUCAACAAAGAAGGAUCACUGCUUGCUGUUACAACAAGAGAAAAUGGAAUCAAAAUAUUGGUGAAUACAGAUGGACAAUACUUGUUGAGGAUGCUGGAGAGCAGAACAUUCGAGGAAUCCAGGGCUUUCUCUGAACAAGUCAAUCCUGCAAUUGAUGGUUCUUUGGGCCCUAUUGGUCAUGUUGCUGCCCCUGUUGCUUCAAUUCUUGAACGAACCGACAGAAUUCAACAAUCAUUAUCCAUUGGAAAUCUUGCUGCCAUGGAUGGAAGCACAAUAGCUGAUGUCAAACCAAGGAUUUCAGAUAAUGCUGAUAGAAUUAAAUGCUGGAAGUUUUCUGAUAUAGCUGAGGCAAAUCAACUCAAGACGCUAAGGUUGCCUGACCCUCUGGCUGCUAGCAAGAUUUUGCGUUUGCUUUACACAAAUUCUGGUCUUGCUCUGUUGGCGUUGGGCUCUAAUGCUCUUCAUAGGCUCUGGAAAUGGCAGCGCAGUGAACGGAAUCCUUCUGGAAAGGUUGGAUUUUCAGCAUGUUGUUUCCACUUCUGUUCUCUUUUCCUUCGGUUUAACCUUAUCUCAUAUAUCCCAUUUUUUGUAUCUUCUUUCUUCCGUGUUGUAUGUUCUGCGCAUAUCAGUCUAUUGCAUCCAUCAUUCCUCAGAUGUGGCUUAGAUUGAAUAAUUGACUUUGUUUUUUGUACAAAGAUUCCAGACCAUACUUCUUAUUUGGGACCACUAAUUCCAUGAAUUUUUGCACUUGUGUUAUCCCAACUGAAAUCCCUUUGUUGUAUGGUU